Molecule: messenger RNA, 10771 nt
Organism: Pongo pygmaeus (Bornean orangutan)
Lineage: Eukaryota; Metazoa; Chordata; Mammalia; Primates; Hominidae
Gene: ABCA1
Product: ATP binding cassette subfamily A member 1
Exons: 50
Coding region: 682-7473 (2263 amino acids)
Biological process (GO): lipid transport; transmembrane transport
Cellular component (GO): intracellular membrane-bounded organelle; membrane
Molecular function (GO): ATP binding; ATP hydrolysis activity; lipid carrier activity
Source: RefSeq, a predicted model, not a curated record
GGCUGCCGGGAACGUGGACUAGAGAGUCUGCGGCGCAGCCCUGAGCCCAGGGCUUCCCGCGCGUCUUAGGCCUGCGGGCCCGGGCGGGAGAGGGGGACGCAGACCGCAGACCCUAAGACACCUGCUGCACCCUCCACCCCCACCCCACCCACCUCCCCCCAACCCCCUAGCUGUGUCCUGGGCGGCUGAACGUCGCCCGUUUAAGGGGCGGGCCCCGGCUCCACGUGCUUUCUGCUGAGUGACUGAACUACAUAAACAGAGGCCGGGAAGGGGGCGGGGAGGAGGGAGAGCACAGGCUUUGACCGAUAGUAACCUCUCCGCUCGGUGCAGCCGAAUCUAUAAAAGGAACUAGUCUCGGCAAAAACCCCGUAAUUGCGAGCGAGAGUGAGUGGGGCUGGGACCCGCAGAGCCGAGCCGACCCUUCUCUCCCGGGCUGCGGCAGGGCAGGGCGGGGGGCUCCGCGCACCAAUAGGGCCAGUUCUCAGGGCGCUUUGCUCCUUGUUUUUUCCCCCGUUCUGUUUUCUCCCCUUCUCCGGAAGGCUUGUCAAGGGGUAGGAGAAAGAGACGCAAACACAAAAGUGGGAAACAGUUAAUGACCAGCCACGGCGUCCCUGCUGUGAGCUCUGGCCGCUGCCUUCCAGGGCUCCCGAGCCACACGCUGUGGGUGCUGGCUGAGGGAACAUGGCUUGUUGGCCUCAGCUGAGGUUGCUGCUGUGGAAGAACCUCACUUUCAGAAGAAGACAAACAUGUCAGCUGCUGCUGGAAGUGGCCUGGCCUCUAUUUAUCUUCCUGAUCCUGAUCUCUGUUCGGCUGAGCUACCCACCCUAUGAACAACAUGAAUGCCAUUUUCCAAAUAAAGCCAUGCCCUCUGCAGGAACACUUCCUUGGGUUCAGGGGAUUAUCUGUAAUGCCAACAACCCCUGUUUCCGUUACCCGACUCCUGGGGAGGCUCCCGGAGUUGUUGGAAACUUUAACAAAUCCAUUGUGUCUCGCCUGUUCUCAGAUGCUCGGAGGCUUCUUUUAUACAGCCAGAAAGACACCAGCAUGAAGGACAUGCGCAAAGUUCUGAGAACAUUACAGCAGAUCAAGAAAUCCAGCUCAAACUUGAAGCUUCAAGAUUUCCUGGUGGACAAUGAAACCUUCUCUGGGUUCCUGUAUCACAACCUCUCUCUCACAAAGUCUACUGUGGACAAGAUGCUGAGGGCUGAUGUCAUUCUCCACAAGGUAUUUUUGCAAGGCUACCAGUUACAUUUGAGCAGUCUGUGCAAUGGAUCAAAAUCAGAAGAGAUGAUUCAACUUGGUGACCAAGAAGUUUCCGAGCUUUGUGGCCUACCAAGGGAGAAACUGGCUGCAGCAGAGCGAGUACUUCGUUCCAACGUGGACAUUCUGAAGCCAAUCCUGAGAACACUAAACUCUACAUCUCCCCUCCCGAGCAAGGAGCUGGCUGAAGCCACAAAAACAUUGCUGCAUAGUCUUGGGACUCUGGCCCAGGAGCUGUUCAGCAUGAGAAGCUGGAGUGACAUGCGACAGGAGGUGAUGUUUCUGACCAAUGUGAACAGCUCCAGCUCCUCCACCCAAAUCUACCAGGCUGUGUCUCGUAUUGUCUGCGGGCAUCCCGAGGGAGGGGGGCUGAAGAUCAAGUCUCUCAACUGGUAUGAGGACAACAACUACAAAGCCCUCUUUGGAGGCAAUGGCACUGAGGAAGAUGCUGAAACCUUCUACGACAACUCUACAACUCCUUACUGCAAUGAUUUGAUGAAGAAUUUGGAGUCUAGUCCGCUUUCCCGCAUUAUCUGGAAAGCUCUGAAGCCGCUGCUUGUUGGGAAGAUCCUGUAUACACCUGACACUCCAGCCACAAGGCAGGUCAUGGCUGAGGUGAACAAGACCUUCCAGGAACUCGCUGUGUUCCAUGAUCUGGAAGGCAUGUGGGAGGAACUCAGCCCCAAGAUCUGGACCUUCAUGGAGAACAGCCAAGAAAUGAACCUUGUCCGGAUGCUUUUGGACAGCAGGGACAAUGACCACUUUUGGGAACAGCAGUUGGAUGGCUUAGAUUGGACAGCCCAAGACAUCGUGGCGUUUUUGGCCAAGCACCCAGAGGAUGUCCAGUCCAGUAACGGUUCUGUGUACACCUGGAGAGAAGCUUUCAACGAGACUAACCAGGCAAUCCGGACCAUAUCUCGCUUCAUGGAGUGUGUCAACCUGAACAAGCUAGAACCCAUAGCAACAGAAGUCCGGCUCAUCAACAAGUCCAUGGAGCUGCUGGAUGAGAGGAAGUUCUGGGCUGGUAUUGUGUUCACCGGAAUUACCCCAGGCAGCAUUGAGCUGCCCCAUCAUGUCAAGUACAAGAUCCGAAUGGACAUUGACAAUGUAGAGAGGACAAAUAAAAUCAAGGAUGGGUACUGGGACCCUGGUCCUCGAGCUGACCCCUUUGAGGACAUGCGGUACAUCUGGGGGGGCUUCGCCUACUUGCAGGAUGUGGUGGAGCAGGCAAUCAUCAGGGUGCUGACAGGCACCGAGAAGAAAACUGGUGUCUAUAUGCAACAGAUGCCCUAUCCCUGUUACGUUGAUGACAUCUUUCUGCGGGUGAUGAGCCGGUCAAUGCCCCUCUUCAUGACGCUGGCCUGGAUUUACUCAGUGGCUGUGAUCAUCAAGGGCAUCGUGUAUGAGAAGGAGGCACGGCUGAAAGAGACCAUGCGGAUCAUGGGCCUGGACAACAGCAUCCUCUGGUUUAGCUGGUUCAUUAGUAGCCUCAUUCCUCUUCUUGUGAGCGCUGGCCUGCUGGUGGUCAUCCUGAAGUUAGGAAACCUGCUGCCCUACAGUGACCCCAGCGUGGUGUUUGUCUUCCUGUCCAUGUUUGCUGUGGUGACCAUCCUGCAGUGCUUCCUGAUUAGCACACUCUUCUCCAGAGCCAACCUGGCAGCAGCCUGUGGGGGCAUCAUCUACUUCACGCUGUACCUGCCCUACGUCCUGUGUGUGGCAUGGCAGGACUACGUGGGCUUCACACUCAAGAUCUUUGCUAGCCUGCUGUCUCCUGUGGCUUUUGGGUUUGGCUGUGAGUACUUUGCCCUUUUUGAGGAGCAGGGCAUUGGAGUGCAGUGGGACAACCUGUUUGAGAGUCCUGUGGAGGAAGAUGGCUUCAAUCUCACCACUUCGGUCUCCAUGAUGCUGUUUGACACCUUCCUGUAUGGGGUGACGACCUGGUACAUCGAGGCUGUCUUUCCAGGCCAGUAUGGAAUUCCCAGGCCCUGGUAUUUUCCUUUCACCAAGUCCUACUGGUUUGGUGAGGAAAGUGAUGAGAAGAGCAACCUUGGUUCCAACCAGAAGAGAAUGUCAGAAAUCUGCAUGGAGGAGGAACCCACCCACCUGAAGCUGGGCGUGUCCAUUCAGAACCUGGUAAAAGUCUACCGAGAUGGGAUGAAGGUGGCUGUCGAUGGCCUGGCACUGAAUUUUUAUGAGGGCCAGAUCACCUCCUUCCUGGGCCACAAUGGAGCGGGGAAGACAACCACCAUGUCAAUCCUGACUGGGUUGUUCCCCCCAACCUCGGGCACCGCCUACAUCCUGGGAAAAGACAUUCGCUCUGAGAUGAGCACCAUCCGGCAGAACCUGGGGGUCUGUCCCCAGCAUAACGUGCUGUUUGACAUGCUGACUGUCGAAGAACACAUCUGGUUCUACGCCCGCUUGAAAGGGCUCUCUGAGAAGCACGUGAAGGCGGAGAUGGAGCAGAUGGCCCUGGAUGUUGGUUUGCCAUCAAGCAAGCUGAAAAGCAAAACAAGCCAGCUGUCAGGUGGAAUGCAGAGAAAGCUAUCUGUGGCCUUGGCCUUUGUCGGGGGAUCUAAGGUUGUCAUUCUGGAUGAACCCACAGCUGGUGUGGACCCUUACUCCCGCAGGGGAAUAUGGGAGCUGCUGCUGAAAUACCGACAAGGCCGCACCAUUAUUCUCUCCACACACCACAUGGAUGAAGCAGACAUCCUGGGGGACAGGAUUGCCAUCAUCUCCCAUGGGAAGCUGUGCUGUGUGGGCUCCUCCCUGUUUCUGAAGAACCAGCUGGGAACAGGCUACUACCUGACCCUGGUCAAGAAAGAUGUGGAAUCCUCCCUCAGUUCCUGCAGAAACAGUAGUAGUACUGUGUCAUACCUGAAAAAGGUGGUGCCUGAGCUUCCCCCAGCUGGGCAGAGUGGAGGCAGAGGAGGAGAGGUGCAGAGGCUGGUGGCGCUGACUCAAGAUGUCUCUGCUAUCUCCAACCUCAUCAGGAAGCACGUGUCUGAAGCCCGGCUGGUGGAAGACAUAGGGCAUGAGCUGACCUACGUGCUGCCAUAUGAAGCUGCUAAGGAGGGGGCCUUUGUGGAACUCUUUCAUGAGAUUGAUGACCGGCUCUCAGACCUGGGCAUUUCUAGUUAUGGCAUCUCAGAGACGACCCUGGAAGAAAUAUUCCUCAAAGUGGCCGAAGAGAGUGGGGUGGAUGCUGAGACCUCAGAUGGUACCUUGCCAGCAAGACGAAACAGGCGGGCCUUCGGGGACAAGCAGAGCUGUCUUCGUCCAUUCACUGAAGAUGAUGCUGCUGAUCCAAAUGAUUCUGACAUAGACCCAGAAUCCAGAGAGACAGACUUGCUCAGUGGGAUGGAUGGCAAAGGGUCCUACCAGGUGAAGGGCUGGAAACUUACACAGCAACAGUUUGUGGCCCUUUUGUGGAAGAGACUGCUAAUUGCCAGACGGAGUCGGAAAGGAUUUUUUGCUCAGAUUGUCUUGCCAGCUGUGUUUGUCUGCAUUGCCCUUGUGUUCAGCCUGAUCGUGCCACCCUUUGGCAAGUACCCCAGCCUGGAACUUCAGCCCUGGAUGUACAACGAACAGUACACAUUUGUCAGCAAUGAUGCUCCUGAGGACACGGGAACCCUGGAACUCUUAAACGCCCUCACGAAAGACCCUGGCUUCGGGACCCGCUGUAUGGAAGGAAACCCAAUCCCAGGCAUGCCUUGCCAGGCAGGGGAGGAAGAGUGGACCACUGCCUCAGUUCCCCAGACCAUCAUGGACCUCUUCCAGAAUGGGAACUGGACGAUGCAGAACCCUUCACCCGCAUGCCAGUGUAGCAGCGACAAAAUCAAGAAGAUGCUGCCUGUGUGUCCCCCAGGGGCAGGGGGGCUGCCUCCUCCACAAAGAAAACAAAACACUGCAGAUAUCCUUCAGGACCUGACGGGAAGAAACAUUUCAGAUUAUCUGGUGAAGACGUAUGUGCAGAUCAUAGCCAAAAGCUUAAAGAACAAGAUCUGGGUGAAUGAGUUUAGGUAUGGUGGCUUUUCCCUGGGUGUCAGUAAUACUCAAGCACUUCCUCCGAGUCAAGAAGUUAAUGAUGCCAUCAAACAAAUGAAGAAACACCUAAAGCUGGCCAAGGACAGUUCUGCAGAUCGAUUUCUCAACAGCUUGGGAAGGCUUAUGACAGGACUGGACACCAAAAAUAAUGUCAAGGUGUGGUUCAAUAACAAGGGCUGGCAUGCAAUCAGCUCUUUCCUGAAUGUCAUCAACAAUGCCAUUCUCCGGGCCAACCUGCAAAAGGGAGAGAACCCUAGCCAUUAUGGAAUUACUGCUUUCAAUCAUCCCCUGAAUCUCACCAAGCAGCAGCUCUCAGAGGUGGCUCUGAUGACCACAUCAGUGGAUGUCCUUGUGUCCAUCUGCGUCAUCUUUGCGAUGUCCUUCAUCCCAGCCAGCUUUGUCGUAUUCCUGAUCCAGGAGCGGGUCAGCAAAGCAAAACACCUGCAGUUCAUCAGUGGAGUGAAGCCUGUCAUCUACUGGCUCUCUAAUUUUGUCUGGGAUAUGUGCAAUUACGUUGUCCCUGCCACACUGGUCAUUAUCAUCUUCAUCUGCUUCCAGCAGAAGUCCUAUGUGUCCUCCACCAAUCUGCCUGUGCUAGCCCUUCUACUUUUGCUGUAUGGGUGGUCAAUCACACCUCUCAUGUACCCAGCCUCCUUUGUGUUCAAGAUCCCCAGCACGGCCUAUGUGGUGCUCACCAGCGUGAACCUCUUCAUUGGCAUCAAUGGCAGUGUGGCCACCUUUGUGCUGGAGCUCUUCACCGACAAUAAGCUGAAUAAUAUCAAUGAUAUCCUGAAGUCCGUGUUCUUGAUCUUCCCACAUUUUUGCCUGGGACGAGGGCUCAUUGACAUGGUGAAAAACCAGGCAAUGGCUGAUGCCCUGGAAAGGUUUGGGGAGAAUCGCUUUGUGUCACCAUUAUCUUGGGACUUGGUGGGACGAAACCUCUUUGCCAUGGCCGUGGAAGGGGUGGUGUUCUUCCUCAUUACUGUUCUGAUCCAGUACAGAUUCUUCAUCAGGCCCAGACCUGUAAAUGCAAAGCUCCCUCCUCUGAAUGAUGAAGAUGAAGAUGUGAGGCGGGAAAGACAGAGAAUUCUUGAUGGUGGAGGCCAGAAUGACAUCUUAGAAAUCAAGGAGUUGACGAAGAUAUAUAGAAGGAAGCGGAAGCCUGCUGUUGACAGGAUUUGCGUGGGCAUUCCUCCUGGUGAGUGCUUUGGGCUCCUGGGAGUUAACGGGGCUGGAAAAUCAUCAACUUUCAAGAUGUUAACAGGAGAUACCACUGUUACCAGAGGAGAUGCUUUCCUUAACAAAAAUAGUAUCUUAUCUAACAUCCAUGAAGUACAUCAGAACAUGGGCUACUGCCCUCAGUUUGAUGCCAUCACAGAGCUGCUGACUGGGAGAGAACAUGUGGAGUUCUUUGCCCUUUUGAGAGGAGUCCCAGAGAAAGAAGUCAGCAAGGUUGGUGAGUGGGCGAUUCGGAAACUGGGCCUCGUGAAGUGUGGAGAAAAAUAUGCUGGUAACUAUAGUGGAGGCAACAAGCGCAAGCUCUCUACAGCCAUGGCUUUGAUCGGCGGGCCUCCUGUGGUGUUUCUGGAUGAACCCACCACAGGCAUGGAUCCCAAAGCCCGGCGGUUCUUGUGGAAUUGUGCCCUAAGUGUUGUCAAGGAGGGGAGAUCAGUAGUGCUUACAUCUCAUAGUAUGGAAGAAUGUGAAGCUCUUUGCACUAGGAUGGCAAUCAUGGUCAAUGGAAGGUUCAGGUGCCUUGGCAGUGUCCAGCAUCUAAAAAAUAGGUUUGGAGAUGGUUAUACAAUAGUUGUACGAAUAGCAGGGUCCAACCCGGACCUGAAACCUGUCCAGGAUUUCUUUGGACUUGCCUUUCCUGGAAGUGUUCUAAAAGAGAAACACCGGAACAUGCUACAAUACCAGCUUCCAUCUUCGUUAUCUUCUCUGGCCAGGAUAUUCAGCAUCCUCUCCCAGAGCAAAAAGCGACUCCACAUAGAAGACUACUCUGUUUCUCAGACAACACUUGACCAAGUAUUUGUGAACUUUGCCAAGGACCAAAGUGAUGAUGACCACUUAAAGGACCUCUCAUUACACAAAAACCAGACAGUAGUGGAUGUUGCAGUUCUCACAUCUUUUCUACAGGAUGAGAAAGUGAAAGAAAGCUAUGUAUGAAGAAUCCUGUUCAUACGGGGUGGCUGAAAGUAAAGAGGAACUAGACUUUCCGUUGCACCAUGUGAAGUGUUGCGGAGAAAAGAGCCAGAAGUUGAUGUGGGAAGAAGUAAACUGGAUACUGUACUGAUACUAUUCAAUGCAAUGCAGUUCAAUGCAAUGAAAACAAAAUUCCAUUACAGGGGCAGUGCCUUUGUAGCCUAUGUCUUGUAUGGCUCUCAAGUGAAAGACUUGAAUUUAGUUUUUUACCUAUACCUAUGUGAAACUGUAUUAUGUAACCCAAUGGACAUAUGGGUUCGAACUCACUUUUUUUUUGUUCCUGUGUAUUCUCACUGGGGUUGCAACAAUAAUUCAUCAAGUAAUCAUGGCCAGUGAUUAUUGAUCAAAAUCAAAAGGCAUGCACAUCCUCAUUCACUAAGCCAUGCCAUGCCAGGAGACUGGUUUCCCGGUGACACAUCCAUUGCUGGCAAUGAGUGUGCCAGAAUUAUUAGUGCCAAGUUUUUCAGAAAGUUUGAAGCACCAUGGUGUGUCAUGCUCACUUUUGUGAAAGCUGCUCUGCUCAGAGUCUAUCAACAUCAUUGAAUAUCAGUUGACAAAAUGGUGCCAUGUGUGGCUCACAUCCUGCUUUGAUUCCCUCUGAUAAGCUGUUCUGGUGGCAGUAACAGGCAACAAAAAUGUGGGUGCCUCUAGGCACAGGAAACUUGGUUCCAUUGUUAUAUUGUCCUGUGCUUCGAGCCAUGGGUCUAUAGGGUCAUCCUUAUGAGACUCUUAAAUAUACUUAGAUCCUGGUUAAGAGGCAAAGAAUCAACAGCCAAACUAAUGGGGCUGCAAGCUGCUGAAGCCAGGGCAUGGGAUUAAAGAGAUUGUGCGUUCAAACCUAGGGAAGCCUGUGGCCAUUUGUCCUUACUAACAUGGUACACUGCAUCUCAAGAUGUUUAUCUGACACAAGUGUAUUAUUUCUGGCUUUUUAAAUUAAUCUAGAAAAUGAAAAGAUGGAGUUGUAUUUUGACAAAAAUCUUUGUACUUUUUAAUGUUAUUUGGAAUUUUAAGUUCUAUCAGUGACUUCUGAAUCCUUAGAAUGGCCUCUUUGUAGAACCCUGUGGUACAGAGGAGUAUGGCCACUGCCCCACUAUUUUUAUUUUCUUAUGUAAGUUUGCAUAUCAGUCAUGACUAGUGCCUAGAAAGGAAUGUGAUGGUCAAGAUCUCAUGACAUUAUAUUUGAGUUUCUUUCAGAUCAUUUAGGAUACUCUUAAUCUUAAUUCAUCAAUCAAGUAUUUUUUUGAGUGUAUGCUGUAGCUGAAAGAGUAUGUAUGUAUGUAUAAGGGUAGAGAGGAAUUAAGUCUCAGUACACUUCCUAUGCCAUGUUAUUCAGCUCACUGGUUUACAAAUAUAGGUUGUCUUGUGGUUGUAGGAGCCCACUGUAACAAUACUGGGCAGCUUUUUUUUUUUUUAAUUGCAACAAUGCAAAAGCCAAGAAAGUAUAAGGGUCACAAGUCUAAACAAUGAAUUCUUCAACAGGGAAAACAGCUAGCUUGAAAACUUGCUGAAAAACACAACUUGUGUUUAUGGCAUUUAGUACCUUCAAAUAAUUGGCUUUGCAGAUAUUGGAUACCCCAUUAAAUCUGACAAUCUCAAAUUUUUCUUCUCUUCAAUCACUAGUCAAGAAAAAUAUAAAAACAACAAAUGCUUCCAUAUGGAGCAUUUUUCAGAGUUUUCUAACCCAGUCUUAUUUUUCUAGUCAGUAAACAUUUUUAAAAAUACUAUUUCACUAAUACUUACUGUUAACUGUCUUGAGAGAAAAGAAAAAUAUGAGAGAACUAUUGUUUGGUGAAGUUCAAGUGAUCUUUCAAUAUCACUACUAACUUCUUCCACUUUUUCCAAAAUUUGAAUAUUAACUCUAAAGGUGUAAGACUUCAGAUUUCAAAUUAAUCUUUCUAUAUUUUUUAAAUUUACAGAAUAUUAUAUAACCUACUGCUGAAAAAGAAAAAAAUGAUUGUUUUAGAAGUUAAAGUCAAUAUUGAUUUUAAAUAUAAGUAAUGAAGGCAUAUUUCCAAUAACUAGUGAUAUGGCAUCGUUGCAUUUUACAGUAUCCUCAAAAAUAUAGAAUUUAUAGAAUAAUUUCUCCUCGUUUAAUAUUUUUCAAAAUCAAAGUUAUGUUGGUUUUCUCAUUUUACUAAAAUCAUAUUCUAAUUCUUCAUUAUAGUAAAUCUGUGAGCAACUCCUUACUUCAGUUUCUCUGACUUCAAGGCCAUAUUUUAAAAAAUCAAAACGCACUGUGAACUGUUUUGAAGAAAACAACAUUUUAAUACAGAUUGAAAGGAUCUCUUCUGAAGCUAGAAACAAUCUAUAGUUAUACAUCUUCAUUAAUACUGUGUUACCUUUUAAAAUAGUAAUCUUUUACAUUUUCCUGUGUAAACCUAAUUGUGGUAGAAAUUUUUACCAACUCUAUACUCAAUCAAGCAAAAUUUCUGUAUAUUCCCUGUGGAAUGUAACUGUGUGAGCUUCAGAAAUUCUCAAAAUACGUGUUCAAAAAUUUCUGCUUUUGCAUCUUUUGGACACCUCAGAAAACUUAUUAACAACUGUGAAUAUGAGAAAUACAGAAGAAAAUAAUAAGCCCUCUAUACAUAAAUGCCCAGCACAAUUCAUUGUUAAAAAACAGCCAAACCUCACACUACUGUAUUUCAUUAUAUGUACUGAAAGCAAAUGCUUUGUGACUAUUAAAUGUUGCACAUCAUUCAUUCACUGUAUAGUAAUCAUUGACUAAAGCCAUUUGUCUGUGUUUUCUUCUUGUGGUUGUAUAUAUCAGGUAAAAUGUUUUCCAAAGAGCCAUGUGUCAUGUAAUCCUGAACCACUUUGAUAUUCAGACAUUAAUUUGUACCCUUGUUAUUAUCUACUAGUAAUAAUGUAAUACUGUAGAAAUAUUGCUCUAAUUCUUUUCAAAAUUGUUGCAUCCCCCUUAGAAUGUUUCUGUUUCCAUAAUAGAAAUAGGUAUGCUAUUAUCCCUUCUUAUACCCUAAGAUGAAGCUGUUUUUGUGCUCUUUGUUCAUCAUUGGCCCUCAUUCCAAGCACUUUACGCUGUCUGUAAUGGGAUCUAUUUUUGCACUGGAAUAUCUGAGAAUUGCAAAACUAGACAAAAGUUUCACAACAGAUUUCUAAGUUAAAUCAUUUUCAUUAAAAGGAAAAAAGAAAAAAAAUUUUUGUAUGUCAAUAACUUUAUAUGAAGUAUUAAAAUGCAUAUUUCUAUGUUGUAAUAUAAUGAGUCACAAAAUAAAGCUGUGACAGUUCUGUUGGUCUACAGAAA